Messenger RNA from Lichtheimia ornata, 1200 nucleotides. RefSeq lists its product as uncharacterized. Lineage: Eukaryota; Fungi; Mucoromycota; Mucoromycetes; Mucorales; Lichtheimiaceae. The record is from RefSeq and is a predicted model, not a curated record. Gene Ontology annotation, molecular function: hydrolase activity, hydrolyzing O-glycosyl compounds; chitin binding. The transcript has 8 exons. Bases 1 to 1200 code for a protein of 399 amino acids. Gene Ontology annotation, biological process: carbohydrate metabolic process.
AUGAUCACCCUUCCCUGUCGUUUAUUUUUGCUAUUUCAGGCACUAGUCUUGGUGCUUGCCGCCGCCACCUGCAACGCCGCCAAACAUCACAAGGAUGGUGGUGUCAUUGCAUACGUCGUUGACUGGGAUCUUCCAAGCAAGAUUGCAUGGAACAAGCUCGAUCAAGUUAUUUACUCGUUUGCUGAACCUGAGAAGAAUGGAAAGCUUUCUGGUUUUGAUGAGAGCCAACUCAAAUCAGUUGUCAAGGAAGGACACAAACAUGACACAUUGGUUAGCUUGGCUGUAGGAGGAUGGACCGGUUCUUUGUACUUUAGCGAUCUUGCCAAAACUGAAAAGUCGCGUCAAAAGUUUGCCAAGAACAUUGCUAAGCUUGUCAAGAAGUACGAUUUGGACGGUGUCAACCUUGACUGGGAGUAUCCCAACAGCCCUAACGGCGUCGCUUGUAAUGCAAAUGAUCCCCAUGACACUGCCAACUAUCUCAAGCUCAUCCAAACUUUGCGCCAAGUCCUUCCCAAAAAGACUUUGAUCACUGCUGCUGUUGGCACCACUCCCUUCAAUGAUGAAAACCAACAACCCUCUACUCACUUGGAUAAGAACUGGGCCAAGGCCAUUGAUGGCAUCUACAUUAUGGGAUAUGACAUCAACGGCAUUUGGAAUACUCAAGCUGGUGCUAAUGCUCCCCUUCGUGCAAACGCUAAGGCUGCUGGUAUUGAUACUGCUAGUGUUGACAGUGCUGUCAAGGCAUGGACUGCUGCUGGUAUUCCUUCUGAAAAACUUGUUCUUGGUGUUCCUUUCUAUGGUCGCAUUGGCCAAACCACCGGCAAGGCUCAUGGUCUCUAUGGCAAAUUGGAUACCUCGGAUGGUCAAAUUCGUGGUGAUCAAUACGAUAGCAAGGAAAAGGAUCCAUGCCCCAACGCUAAGGCUUCCUACUCUGGUCAAUAUGAAUGGCGCUCUAUUGCAAAGGAAGGCAUUGCCCGUAACGAAUCCGGCUGGAACACUGUUUGGGAUUCUAUCAGUCAAACACCUGUCGCCGUCAAGGGAUCCAAGUUUAUUACCUUUGAUGAUGCCCAUUCUCUCCACGCAAAGGCACAAUACGCCAAGAAGCAAAAGCUUUCAGGUGUCAUGCUCUGGUCUUUGGAAAUGGAUGACGCUCAUAAUACCCUGCUCAAUGCCCUCCAGGGUGUCCGAUCCAAGCAUUAG